AUGGACCAAAACAAGAGAACAGCAAAUGGGCUCAAUGUUAGUUUAGGUUCAAGUGAAUGGGCAGUGCGUCUUGUCGAUCCCUAUGAGAAUGUGUUGCCUUCUUCGGGAAUAGUACAGGUGUUUCUGAACGGGUCAUGGGGCGAUAUCUGUUUCUCUAAUUGGGAUAGGCGUGAUGCAGAUGUAGCUUGCAGAGGUCUGGGAUUCAGCGGCUCGUUUUACGCGACCAACGUUGACGAUUAUAAACCAGCUUCACCUAAUGUAUUGUUUGACGUAGGAUGCUCGGGCUACGAGUCCUCGUUCGCAGAGUGCAACUACAGCCGUACCAACGCACCGAAAGAGUGUCGAGUUUCAUUAAAGGCUUCAGCAACAUGCACCAAUUUUACAAUUCGUCUGACUGGUGGCCGAUACCCUUGGGCAGGUGUAGUAGAGGUGUUUUAUAAUGACUCAUGGAGACCAGUUUGCAAUGACCACUGGGACAUCAACGACGGACAUGUUGUCUGUAAAUACCUAGGUAUAGGUCGGGCUCUCGAUACUGACCAACAUCCGAAUGAUGCUAGCAAUAUCAAGAGACUGGCCGAGGAAUAUAUGAUAGAUGGUAUUCAUUGCAGAGGGAAUGAAUCGAGUAUACUAGAAUGUCCGUGGUAUAAUCCGCAACCGUGCAAUUCGACCCAAUUUGCAAUGGUCCGGUGUUCUAAUGGCAAUGAGAUCAUCUAUCUUACAGACGGAAACAGCUCUUUGGACGGUGUUGUCAUGUACUACUAUAACGGUCGGCAGAGAUCAGUUUGUGUAAACUUCUGGAACAGAAAUAACGCCGAUGUUGUCUGCAGAAGUCUGGAAUUAGGAAGAGCACUACACAUUCCCGUGUAUCAUCAUAUUUCUGAUGGCAGUCAUGACGGUGUCACACUCGACCGAGUAGAAUGCACGGGAAAUGAAUCCAGACUGUUCGAUUGCCCUGGUGUAGGAAUCGGAUCUGAAAAUGAAUGCAAUGUGUCCGAAGUUUCUCGAGUCAUUUGUUCCGGAGGAGAGGGCGAUCAUUAA
Lytechinus variegatus (green sea urchin) is the source of this 1038-nucleotide messenger RNA. RefSeq names its product scavenger receptor cysteine-rich domain superfamily protein-like. The transcript has 6 exons. The record is from RefSeq and is a predicted model, not a curated record. Gene Ontology annotation, cellular component: membrane. The coding region runs from base 1 to 1038 and encodes 345 amino acids. NCBI's taxonomy places the organism in Eukaryota, Metazoa, Echinodermata, Echinoidea, Temnopleuroida, Toxopneustidae.